This is a messenger RNA of Antrostomus carolinensis (chuck-will's-widow), 252 nucleotides long. It is a transcript of the gene DPM2, whose product is annotated as dolichyl-phosphate mannosyltransferase subunit 2, regulatory. Gene Ontology annotation, molecular function: enzyme regulator activity. Gene Ontology annotation, cellular component: endoplasmic reticulum membrane; dolichol-phosphate-mannose synthase complex. The transcript is spliced from 3 exons. Gene Ontology annotation, biological process: dolichol phosphate mannose biosynthetic process; GPI anchor biosynthetic process. Lineage: Eukaryota; Metazoa; Chordata; Aves; Caprimulgiformes; Caprimulgidae. The annotation marks the transcript as partial. The record is from RefSeq and is a predicted model, not a curated record.
GCCACGGCAACAGACCAGGUGGUUGGAUUCGGUUUGGUCGCCUUCAGCCUCCUGCUCUUUGUGUACUACACGCUCUGGAUCAUCGUCCUGCCCUUCAUCGACAGUGACCAUGGGAUCCACCAGUACUUCUUGCCUAGGGAGUAUGCAGUUAUCAUCCCCGUGGUGGCCGGGCUGCUGCUGCUGCUAUUUAUAGGGCAUUUUAUAAUGGUCGUGAUGUGGAAGAGAAAGAAACCUGCCAAGAAAUCGGAGUGA